AUGGCGAGUGUCGCACUGCUCGCUGUCUUCCUUCUGUCCGGCAGUUUCCCUGCCCGAGCCCAGGACACCAGAACCGACCAGGCUGGGUCCGUCCUGCGGGAGUAUGUAGACAAGGGCUACUGUACCUAUACCUAUGUGGUUCCGCCUGGGUCCCGUACUGAGGGCUGCACGCCGCCGGGCCUCGAGCGGCAGCUCGCCGAGACCAAGGAGGAAACGGGCCGCUUGAAAAAUCAGGUUGAUCGCUUGACGUCGCUGGUGGAAACCUUACUGAGUCAACAAUCGGAUCUCACGUCCAGGGUGGACAGUUUGUCUGCUGAACUGUCAAAGGAAAAGAUCAGGAGUGCACAGCUGGAACAGAACCUGACACAGGAGCUACAAGAACAAGAAACACGUCUCCGAGCACAGUGUGCCUGUAAGCGGCUGGUACCGGGUGGUGACGUCAUCUCUACAACUACAGCCACCCUGCCCAGAGAGCGGACGGCAACAACCCAGCCCAGUACCCCCCCUCCUGCUAAAGAGUCUACGGGCCCUGUAACCGACGCCAAGGACGACUGUACUGAGUACCAUUCAUCAGGAGUGACAACAAGUGGAGUCUACAGAAUCGGCCUCCUCCCCGCUGAUGUGGAGGCGUACUGUGACAUGGACACUGCAGGAGGCGGUUGGACCGUGAUCCAGCGGCGGCAGGACGGGUCGGUUCCCUUCAACCGGACCUGGGAGGAGUACAAACUGGGCUUUGGGAACAAGAACGGGGAGUACUGGCUGGGGAACGAGAACAUCCACCUCCUGACCAAUCAGAAGAACUAUCGCCUGAGGAUUGACCUUUUGGACUGGAACAACGAAUCACGCUACGCAGAAUACAGCACCUUCAGGGUGUCCGGUGAGUCUGACCAGUACCGGCUGCACAUUUCCGGGUAUUCAGGCACCGCGUCAGCCUCCAUGGAUUACAACAACGGGCGGAGGUUCUCCACUGUGGACAGGGACAAUGAUGGCUCGAGCAAAUACCAUUGUUCCCAGCGAGACGGACAGGCCGGCUGGUGGUUUGGGUACUGCAGCAACUCCUUCCUAAACGGCCGCUACCUGGGCAACUGUGGGAGCUCCUGUCCGAUGUGGCAAGGUGUGGUGUGGGAGGGCUGGAGAGGCUAUCAUUACUCCCUGAAGUCUGUGUCAAUGAAGAUCAGACCAUAAACAACAUGCCAUUGGAUAACUUAUAUUAAAGACAUAGAUUCAUUAGAAUUUUCAUUUUCAUUACAGAAAUCUGGAGACAACAUUUACUAAGAACGCAAAACUUAAGGAAAUGCAUUUUUAAAUUCUUAAAAUGAUGCAAUUAUUAUCAACUUAUUUCAUAACUUUAUAGAUUA
Molecule: messenger RNA, 1358 nt
Organism: Branchiostoma floridae (Florida lancelet)
Lineage: Eukaryota; Metazoa; Chordata; Leptocardii; Amphioxiformes; Branchiostomatidae
Product: fibrinogen-like protein 1
Exons: 5
Coding region: 1-1185 (394 amino acids)
Source: RefSeq, a predicted model, not a curated record